Molecule: messenger RNA, 821 nt
Organism: Danio aesculapii
Lineage: Eukaryota; Metazoa; Chordata; Actinopteri; Cypriniformes; Danionidae
Exons: 6
Coding region: 105-722 (205 amino acids)
Source: RefSeq, a predicted model, not a curated record
UCUUCCUUUUUUUCAGUCUCUACAGCUCGCCUAUAAGUCUUCAAGAUACUGAGCGGACAGUAAGAGUUUAUUCUCCUUCACAGCGUUAAACUGAGUUUGCUGUUAUGGCCAUAUUUCAAACCUGGAUUUUUCAUCUGGAUCUCUGUGUCGUCAUUAUUCUCCUCAUUCACGCAGAUUAUUCAAAAUCCAAUCAAGAGGCAAAGAUUAAGCAGAACAUCAGCAAGACAGUGUUUUUAGGGAACACAGUUACACUUCACUGCAACAAAACAACAUUAGAUGAUGAUUUCACAUGGGGAAUGAACAACUCUGCUAUUUUUAGACAGAUUUCUAACAGAACUCAAACAAACUUCAGCUCAAACAGGAUUCACAUCGACCCAGCAGCUCCAAGAGAAUUAAAAAUACAGCAAAUACAAGCAUCCGAUGCAGGAAACUACACCUGUUAUCCAGCAGGAAUAAGGUGGACAUUAACAAUAACAGAAAACAGACCAUCAUCAUCAUCAUCAUCACCUGAACAAAUGCUGCUUAGCAUCAUCAUCUUCAUCACUAUUAUCUCAUGUUUUGGAGUCAUUCUGAUCUGUCUGAUCAGCAUUUGCUUUCACAAGAAGCAGAAGAGGCAGAAGAUAAAAUCUAGUUCAGGUGAAAAGGAUAAUCUGAUGAAGACCUUUGACUGUGACAAAAACACAACAACAGUCUGCGUCUACAGCCUUCACACAGUUUCUUGAACUUUUCUUCUCAACUCAGUGUUUGUGUCUGCUAAUUGUAUUCUGUUUUCAUUGUUGUGGAAAACAUAGACUAAUGUGUGUUUGCUCCUAAAAUUUCAA